Messenger RNA from Rhododendron vialii, 1288 nucleotides. RefSeq lists its product as uncharacterized. Bases 536 to 1189 code for a protein of 217 amino acids. The transcript has 2 exons. The record is from RefSeq and is a predicted model, not a curated record. NCBI's taxonomy places the organism in Eukaryota, Viridiplantae, Streptophyta, Magnoliopsida, Ericales, Ericaceae.
GUGUGUUAAAAUGUCAGAGGAUAAACAAAAGGCUUCCGCUAGUACGAAUGAUGAGUUGAGUCGUGUAGGGACUCUAGAUAAUUUUUCUCUGGAUAUUUGCCAUAUUAAGUUGGAUGGUACCAACUAUUUGAUUUGGUCUCGUACUUUUCCUUUGGCUAUUGAGGCCAAAGGGAUGUCCGAAUUCAUUGAGGGCCUUGUUACUCCCCCUGUUGAGGCGGUCGAACUCAAGAAGUUUAAAUCUCGGAAAUCGUUAGUUAUGACUUGGUUAUUUAACUCUAUGAGAGCUGAUAUUCGCCAUACUUUCCUGCUGCUUGAUACUCCACAUUAGAUUUGGACUACUGCAGCCCAGACCUAUUCUCAGCAGGGUAAUGAUGCACAAUGUUUUGAGUUGAGGAAGAGGCUCCGUACAUUGGAGCAAAAUCAUCGUUCUGUUGCUGUGUAUUUUGCUGACUUGAGUGGAGCUUGGGGGGAGUUUGAUUAUUAUCAAGGCUUUCAGGCUGUUUGUGCUGUGGAUGCUACUAAUUGGCUAAAAAGGAUGGAGAAAAAGCGUGUUUAUGAUUUUCUUGCUGGUCUUGAUCUGGAGCUUGAUCCGAUUAGAGUGCAGGUGUUGGGUCGUGUUCCGUUUCCAUCAUUGGGAGAGGCCUAUUCUAUUGUUCAGCAGGAGGAGAGUAGGAGGGGUGCUAUGUUGCACCCUCCUAUCUCUGAUCGUUCUGCCCUGGUUGUUACUCCUCAGGGUCAUUUUGGUUUUGAUAGCGCGCCUAUUCUCCAGGGUGGCAAGUCACAAUCUGGUACUAGCAGCGGGCCUCCUGAUCGUGCGUCACUCCAGUGUGAUUAUUGUCACAACACUGGUCAUACCAGGGUUUUUUGUUGGAAGCUACAUGGCAAGCCCUCUCGUGGGCGCGGGGGUGGACGCGGUGGCCAUGGUCGUGGUCCGGUGCGUUCUCGGGCCCAGGCUCAUGUUUCAGAGUCUUCAGUUGGCACCUUGCCUGAUUCUGGGUUUAGUUCUGAGAUUCAGGCAUCAUCUGAUCAUGUUGGUAGUUUCUCUCAAGGGGAGAUACAAACUCUUAGGCGCCUUAUGGCUCGGGCUGAUUCUCCAUCUACUAUAGCUUCCUCUUCCACAGCAGCUCCUACUUCAUCUUAUUUUGCUCACACAGGAACUGGAUACGGGGAAGGUGAUUGGCAGUGGUAAAUCACAUGGUGGGCUUUAUUUUUUGGAAUCUGAACCUCGUCCACCCAUGUCAUGUGGUCUUGCUCUGCAAGCAAAUAUGGGUCCAGCUCUUACUAUGUU